AUGGAGCUGUGUACAGAACUUUAUUACCAAAAUAUUACAAGAAUUCUCAAGUUUCGUCAAAUUGAGGAUGAAUUAAAGGAAACACAAAUAGCUCUUAUCGAAGCCGGCAAAAGGAAUGAGGCCAAGUUGGUAAAACUGACAGAUCACAUUAAGGAAAGAAGCGAAUCACUUAACAAGCAGAAAAACAAACUCAGAGAUAUUCAGAUAAAAGUGAUGAUACACUCAGCAGGAUCGAGCUUAACUGCAGACAAAGAAUCGAACUGGGAAAUGCUUAAAAAGAAAAUCAGUGACGUUUAUAUCAGUCUUCUUGGAAGAAGUAAAGUCCGUAUCAGCACUCAGCAGAAACUGACAAAUAUAGAAAACAGACUUUUUGAAUUAUUACAACAACUUGAGAGCGCCCCUUCAGAAAAAGUAGAAGCCCUUUGGGAGAGUAUUCUUUUCCCCGAAUCACUCCGUCAUAAAUAUGAUGAUGGUGAUGAUGAUGACAGAACAACAGUUAUAUACGCCUGUUUGCUGGCUCUUCCAUUUUCAAAUGUUGAGAUGAUAUACUGCUACGAUCUACUCUUCACGUGUCCCUUUCUCACGUCUCUUCUCUCUGUCAGCCUUAUACAACGUACACCACGCAUCUUUGUAUAUAUUGAAGUUAUUAAUUUAUCUGUUUCCUUUAUUCAGAAAAGUACAUUGUCAGAUAAUCACUUUAGCGAGUUUUGA
Messenger RNA from Acanthosepion pharaonis, 711 nucleotides. The record is from the annotation of a GenBank genome assembly. Lineage: Eukaryota; Metazoa; Mollusca; Cephalopoda; Sepiida; Sepiidae.